UGAAACACUCUGCUCCUGAAGCUUGAAGACCAGGGGCUGAGAAUCAUGACAAGCAGAUUUUCUGCCUGUGUGCUGGCUUUACUGCACUUUUUUCAUUCCUCUGACUCCUAUGAGCCAUCAACGCUGCCUGAUAUUGGAGAUCCAAAGUUUAUUGAGGAAUGUGUGAAAACCCAUAACAGAUUCCGGUCUGGAGUGAAUCCACCAGCCAGCAACAUGCUUUACAUGAGUUGGGAUCCAGAUUUGGCAAUGACUGCAAAAGCUUGGGCAAAGAAAUGCCUGUUUAAACAUAAUAUCUACCUCAGAGUUCCAGGACGUGCUCACCCCAAAUUUACCCCUGUUGGAGAAAAUCUCUGGACUGGCUCACUUUCUAUGUUCACUGUGCAAGGAGCCAUCACCUCUUGGUACAAUGAGGUCAGCGCCUAUGACUAUGCCACCAAUACCUGCAGAACAAAAUGUGGCCACUAUACCCAGGUUGUUUGGGCUACAAGCUACAAGGUCGGCUGUGCUGUCCACUUCUGUUCUAGGGUACAGUACUCCUCCAUAGCCAACGCAGCACACUUCAUCUGCAACUAUGGGCCAGCUGGGAAUUACCCAGGGCACCCGUACCAGAUGGGAGCAGCGUGCAGUAACUGCAGUGAUGAGCAGUGUGCCAACCAUCUCUGUCAAAAUGCAGAACGUGACCAAGUCAUUAGUGGUUCCAGGUGGCAUCCAGACUGGGACAGACCUGCCUGUGAUGAGUACUGCAUCACCCUUAUUGUUUUAAGGCUGUUAAUCCUUAUACUGACAAUUCUGGCCAGCUGGCUCCUACCAAAAUGCUGGUCUGUAAGCACCCGCCAGUGAGUGACAAACUGACCAUGAGACCACUUAAGUCAUCUCAUCCCUUUCCAGAACAUAAGUUACGGGUAGCACGGUGAUCAGUAGAGACACUGUUUGCACUCACAGGUGAUUUAGAAGUACAGCAAUACCACUGCAGGCAGCCGCUAGGAGAGGUGAUAAGCAGCUCUCUCAUUGCUCAGCACCAGUAACUGCUUUUAAAUUAUUCAUGCAUUUUUCCAAAGGGGAGUGGUGUGAGCAGGAUCCAGUAAGGGACCACGUUGCCUGGGAAGCACACUGAGGAGCAGGCAGCUCCCCACCACUUUUUCAGUCCCCAGCUCAGGAGCCUAACUUGAGAGUCAGCUAAGGCUCUGGGCAGAGCACUCACCUCCCUCAUACCUACUGCUCUCUUUUCUUGGACACUCCUCCAGCAAGAUUCACGGUAACCAAGAGAGGGUUUCAUUUAAAUGUUUUUUUGCAAUAAUUUUUGGACCCCCGUGAUCUCUUGCAUUUGCAUUCUUGGCAGGCAGCGCAUUUCCUGGUUUCACAGUGCACUGGGGCCACUGGUACAUAAUUGCUUAGAUCUUUGUUUUAAAUACCUCAUCCAAAACAUAGUUUCACCUGUGUUUACACAUUAUUAGGUGUCACUGCAAUUCUUCAUGGUUGUGGUUUUUUGUUUUGUGGUGUUGGGGUUUUUUCUGAGUGUUGUUUUUGACUGCUGUUUC
This is a messenger RNA of Calypte anna (Anna's hummingbird), 1538 nucleotides long. RefSeq names its product GLI pathogenesis related 1 (gene GLIPR1). The transcript is spliced from 6 exons. NCBI's taxonomy places the organism in Eukaryota, Metazoa, Chordata, Aves, Apodiformes, Trochilidae. Gene Ontology annotation, cellular component: extracellular region. The record is from RefSeq and is a predicted model, not a curated record. The coding region runs from base 46 to 840 and encodes 264 amino acids.